Dictyostelium purpureum is the source of this 534-nucleotide messenger RNA. RefSeq lists its product as uncharacterized. Bases 34 to 468 code for a protein of 144 amino acids. Gene Ontology annotation, cellular component: endoplasmic reticulum lumen. Gene Ontology annotation, biological process: response to endoplasmic reticulum stress. The record is from RefSeq and is a predicted model, not a curated record. Gene Ontology annotation, molecular function: protein disulfide isomerase activity; protein-disulfide reductase activity. The transcript has a single exon. Lineage: Eukaryota; Evosea; Eumycetozoa; Dictyosteliales; Dictyosteliaceae.
AAUUUAUUAAAACAUCACUGCUAUAUUAAAGAAAUGAAAUUAUAUUUUUUAUUAAUUAUAUUUUUAAUUUUUAUUCAUUCAUCAUAUGCAAAAUCAAAUAUAAUCAAAUUAGAUGAAAAUAAUUUUCAAGAUAAAGUUAUGAAUUCAGAGCAUAACUGGUUUAUUAAAUUCCAUGCCCCAUGGUGCCAUUAUUGUAAAGAAUUAGUACCAGAAUUUGACAAAUUAAAUGAACAAAAUCAAUUAAAAGAUGUUAAAAUUGGUGAAGUUAAUUGCGAAACUGAAAAAGAAUUGUGUGAUAAAUAUAAUAUUGAAGGUUUACCAACUAUUAAAUUCUUCUCUUCAAGCCAAAAACAAUCACCAAUAGAAUAUGAUGGCCAACGUACUGCUGAAGAUAUGUAUGAUUUCUUUUAUACUGUUUUAGAAGAAAAUGAUGAAAAAGAAUCAAAUAAAAAAAAAGAUGAAUUAUAAAAAAGUUAAAAAUAAUAUUAUUAAAACCAAAAAUAAAAUAAAAUAUAUAUUUAUUGUUUGUUUUAU